Messenger RNA from Lithohypha guttulata, 1338 nucleotides. RefSeq lists its product as uncharacterized. Lineage: Eukaryota; Fungi; Ascomycota; Eurotiomycetes; Chaetothyriales; Trichomeriaceae. The record is from RefSeq and is a predicted model, not a curated record. The coding region runs from base 1 to 1338 and encodes 445 amino acids. The transcript has 2 exons.
AUGCGUGAGGUGAUCCGCGGAUCCCGCGCGCACGACACGCAAGCUGAUGCUCACCAAGCACUCGCAAACGUUGAUCCUACAAGUCCUUCUGUUGAAAGAGUUGCAAGACUUGACCAGCAAGAGGCCGAUAACGGGAAUCCUCCAGAGAACAUCAACAUACAGAAUCAAACGUCGAACGUAACACGAGCCGAUAGUGAGACUGCCGUAGCAUCACCUUCGCCCGGCCCUUCUAGACAAGUCGCCUUUCGCACAGAUUCGAAAGAAUCAGGUCCAGCUCGAUCGCCCCUGUCGCGAGAUAGACGGAGAAGUAGUUCCUUCUUCAGAAACAACAGCGAAACAAGACCUGAAGCUGAGGCCUACUACGAUAGCAGAGCUGCCACGAAAAGAGAAUGGAGGCGCAGAGCAACUACAUUACAAGACUAUUAUCAACAGAAUCCUGAACUCCUCCCACAACUCCCUUUCACAUGGCACCGUGGCAAGAAGAGAUGGCGACUGAUCUUCUUGAUCGUGUUGAUGUGGAUCGAUGCCUGCAUCAUCCCUAUCGCACUCUACUAUGCCAUGCGCUAUGGUGGAAACAUUGAAGGAUGGAUCAUCUUCGCGAUAGUUACCACCAUCUGGGGCGGACCGACCUACCUCGAAUUCGGUGUUCGAACAAUUAAAUUGAUGAAAAAGGAGCGCUUCUAUCGACCCCUGGGCACGAACAGCAGAUGGUCCUUCGACUACCUGAAUUGGGUUUCUGUCGCAACUAUUACAGUCGUCACGUCACUCUUCAUCAUAGGCUCAGCGCCACAUGAGGUCUGGCUUCGAGUCCUCUGCAUGCCAAUGCCUGCGCUCCUUUAUUGUCUUGGAGGCUUUGCUGGAUUUCCGACCUUGUACAAUCACAUGGGCUGGAAAGCCCCCUUUCGAAUGUCCUCAACCGCAAAAGGCGAAAUACCCAAGCCAGGUGUCUACUACUUCAUGGAAGAUACUGUCGCGGUCAACGCAAACGCUGGUCGACCAUAUCGGGAAGCUCUUGCUGCACGGUACGAAGCAAGUCCUCGGUUUAGGGAGAUGAUCUACAACCAAAGUCUCUUCUGGUCGAUACCGCCUAUCAUCAUCGCAAUUCCACUGACCAUUAUCUCCGUUAUUAAUCCUGUGCCAGCUACGGUGGCAUAUGGUAUCACCUGGGCCAUACCCUUCAUCUGGGCCACUAUCUGGGGUCUAGUGAGCCUCCGGUGGUGCAAGCGCGAUAUGGUGCGAGAGAGAAUUGAGUGGGAAAGUACCAAAGGACCACUGGACGGCAAAUUCAUUGGCUUGGAAACCGACAACUCGAGUCAAACGCCGGAGCAGGCGGUAUAA